UUUUCCGUAGGUAGGUACAACAUCGGCAUUUAUCAGUUGGGAAGAAGUUGUUUACACUCCACUGUGACCUUCAGUACUAUCAGUGCGUUAAAUGCAUGUAUAUAAAACACAGUCCUCUUAAAGGCUGUACCAAUUCAUUACGGAAAGGGGUCUCGUAAGGACGGCAAGGAUGAAGUACCACUUCCAGGGGUUGAUGUCACCAGUGUUGACUCCUUUCAAGAGAGACAGUGCACAGAGUGUCAAUCUUGAUAUCAUACCAAAAUAUGCUAAAUAUCUUUCUGAUGUUGGAAUUAAUGCUGUCUUGGUAAAUGGAACAAGUGGAGAAGGAAUGUCAAUGACUGUUGAUGAGAGGAAAGCAGUUACAAAGGCAUGGGUAGAUGCUGCAAAAACCACCAAACAAGUUGUCAUGGUUCAGGUUGGAGGAGCUUGUAUGAAGGAUGUCCUUCAUAUGGCAAAACACUGUGAGGACCUUGGAGUUUCUGGACUGCUUUGUUUGCCUGAACUUUUCAAUCGCCCUGCUUCAAUUCAGGACCUGGUGAGGUACCUGAAAGAAGUUGGAAAAGCUGCACCAAAAACACCAUUAUUAUACUACCAUUUACCAGCUUAUACCGGUGUAAACUUCAGUGUUCCAAAUUUCUUGGAGGCUGCCUUGAAGGAAAUACCAACAUUUGCAGGUGCAAAGUAUACAAACACAAAUAUAGAAGAAGCAAUACAAUGUUUAUUGGUAAACAAUGGUGAUGUAAGUGUUUUCUUAGGAUGUGACCAGGUUCUGGCAGGUGCAGCUACUCUUGGAUAUAAUUCUACUAUAGCUACAACACUCAACAUGCUUCCUGGGCCAGCACAGAAAAUUUUUGAGAGUAUUAAGAAAGGUGAUGCACAUGAGGCCCAUAAACAGCAAAUGAUACUAAACCAGGCUAUUAAAGCCAUGACGAGAUACGGUGUUUGGGUACCUGCAAUGAAAGCAGCCAUGAAUCUGAUGACUCCAAUUGAUGUGGGUGAGCCACGUCCUCCCCUGGUUGGAUACUCAGAGCAAGAGAAGAAACAACUUAAGGAGGAACUGAAGUCACUGAAACUGAUCUCUUAAGGAUGAAGAAAUAUCAUGAUUCACUGAUGAUAUAACAAACACUUGAAUAUAGAACUACAAUUCUGUAUUAGUGUUUCAACUGCCAUUGGCACAUUUUGCAAAUAUACUACUAAAACAUCAA
Molecule: messenger RNA, 1205 nt
Organism: Schistocerca americana (American grasshopper)
Lineage: Eukaryota; Metazoa; Arthropoda; Insecta; Orthoptera; Acrididae
Product: N-acetylneuraminate lyase-like
Exons: 8
Coding region: 170-1084 (304 amino acids)
Biological process (GO): N-acetylneuraminate catabolic process
Molecular function (GO): 4-hydroxy-tetrahydrodipicolinate synthase activity; N-acetylneuraminate lyase activity
Source: RefSeq, a predicted model, not a curated record